Molecule: messenger RNA, 807 nt
Organism: Solanum stenotomum
Lineage: Eukaryota; Viridiplantae; Streptophyta; Magnoliopsida; Solanales; Solanaceae
Exons: 3
Coding region: 1-807 (268 amino acids)
Source: RefSeq, a predicted model, not a curated record
AUGGUGACUGUUAGAUCUAUUAUGGCUCUUGCAGCAUCUAAAGGUUCGUAUAUAUAUCAGAUGGAUGUUCAUAAUGCCUUCCUCAAUGGUGAUCUUCUUGAGGAAGGCUAUAUGGUUAUUCCUAGCGGGUUUGCCAAACAGGGGGAGACUCACAAGCACACUGAAAAUGACAUUGUUGUGGUAUUGGUUUAUGUAGAUGAUCUGCUUAUAACUGGGAGCAAUCAACAACUCUUAUGUAACACUAGACUGGAUAUUAAGAAAAAGUUCAAAAUGAAAGAUUUGGGAGAGUUAAAGUUCUUUUUGGGAAUUGAGUUCUCCAGGUCCAACAAAGGCAUACUCAUGUCACAAAGAAAGUAUGCAUUAGAAUUGAUAUCUGAGUCUGGCUUAGGGGGAGCAAAACCAACCUGUACACCUUUAGAGAUGAAUCAAAAGCUCAUAUCAGUUCAAUAUGAUGAGCAUAUUAAUGAAGGGAUAGCUGAAGGAGACAACAUACUAACAAACACUACAAAAUAUCAAAGACUCUCACAUAUGAAUGCAACUCUUAGAGUAGUUAGAUACAUCAAAGAAGCACCUGGAUUAGGUUUGUUAAUGCCUGCAGGAGACACUUCUAAACUUACAGCUUACUGUGAUUCUGACUGGGGAGCAUGUAUGGAAACUAGGAAAUCAGUUACAGGAUACUUGGUUAAAUUUGGAAAAGGACUUAUUUCUUGGAAAUCAAAGAAACAUGAGACAGUUUCAAGGAGCUCAGCUAAAGUUGAGUUCAGGAGCAUGUCAGCAUGUACAAUUGAAAUAACUUGGUUGAUAUGA